GCUACUCUGAGUUUACAAGCUGCUCCGCUGUGGGGGAUCGCAGUAAAGAGUAUGAUAGUUCAUCCCUUACCAAUUACGCCUCCGAUUGGAAUACAUAUGAGUCUUUUAUCAUGGAGCUGGAUGGCACGAUCACCUGUGACGAAAGGACACGAAGACUAUAUUGUCACUUUUAUGUGUAGGCACCAAUGUUUAUUUUAAAGACUGAUGCGAAUAUUUCUUUUGGUUGGUUACGAGCGAUUUUUGGUGGUGGUGAAAAAGUGAGGAAUUAAACAAACUAUGAAUUUUUCACGUAUUUACGCAAGAUUUGGACACAUUUUCUCAACAAACCUUUCUUUUUGGGAGCAUCACCAUAACGGGAGUAUACAAGAUCCAACGCCUUUUGCUAUAGACUUCCUUUUUGCAGGCCACGAACCUGGCACUAUUAUUUUAAUGAUUAUGUAUUUAAUAUCCUUCCUUACAGGACUUGUGGGGAAUGUUAUGGCGCUUCUAGCCCUUACUCGAAAAAAGAAUCGACUAACCGGUGCCUCAGUAACCAGAAAACUGCUGAUAAAUUUGGCGGUUUGUGAUAUGAUGGUGGUGUGUGUCUGCAUGCCCGUUAAUCUCGGGCACCAGGUGUAUAACGCCUGGGUGUUUGGGGACUUCUUGUGUCGUGUUGUACCCUUUGUUCAAGCUGUUUCUGUGUCCGCAAGUGUGUUAAGUCUUGCUGUAAUAAGCCUCAACAGAUACUAUAGUGUCCACAACCCUCUCCAUGCUCGGUUCUUCUUCACAGGCAGGAAGAUGGUGUGCAUGAUAACACUGGUCUGGACAGUGUCAUCUGGGCUGUGCUUACCUCUAGUUUUCAUGAACAAAACCAAAACGCUUUCUUUGCUAGACGGAUUACAUAUCAUUACGGUGUGCGUCGAGAGCUGGUCCAAAGAAAAACUUCGCCAAGGCUACAACUUCUUACUGUUCUGCGCCUUGUAUGGAUUUCCCGUUUUAUUUAAUCUUAUUAUAUGUUUUCUUACCGGCUGUAAAUUGUGGUGUACCACAAACAAAUCUAGUGAACCCAGUAAAUGUGUUUUAACUCAGCCAGUGAGUCGACUCAAAACGCGCAAGAAAAUAGCCAAGAUGGUCCUCGUUCUGGUUUUGCUUUUCACGUUCUCGUGGCUACCACUUUAUGCAGCAGAUAUCUGGAUUGACUUCAACAUGCCCAGUUCCUUGGACAGAGUGGUGCUCCACCACGCUGAGCACGAAUGGAUCCUUCAGUGCCGGCCGUUUGCGCAGUGGCUGGGGCUGACCAAUUCCGCACUGAACCCGCUGUGCUACUGCUUCGUGGGUAAACUGUACAGGUCUGCGAAGAGGUUCCGAAGGAGCACCCGAGAGAAAAUAUCUUCUGUCUUUAACGUGGCUCAGCAGACGUCUUCAAUCAAUUCUGCCCUCAGCGUUCAAUCACCCUGUCGUACGUUAUCCGAAAAGCACUGCCCCAAGCAAACAGAUGGACGGACUGCGCUAUAUUCAGAGACAGGUUGAACACACGCGUGUCUGCCAUAACUGUGCGUGAGACUGCAUUUAAUUGACUUAAUUGUCAUUGACAUAAAAAUGUCGGAUUUGAUGUUUUGUGGUGUUGUAAGGGAGUUCAGUAUAGGAAAAACUGAGAUUAAGUGUGCUUUUACUAAGCCUAUAUGUAAUUCAGUACUGUUGUGGGCUCUCAUUAACGCCUUUUUACUCUGAUUUGGUGAAACGUGCUUUUGUGCAUUUCUAUUAAAUAUAUUCAAAUUAAAUCUCCACCUGGCAAAUAUAAGCAUGUGUGCUUAUAAAAAAGGCUUUCAAACUUUUAGCAGAUUUUUGUGUGCUUCUGCAAUCAUUUUAAUAAGGGUCAUUAAAAGGUUAUCAGAGGCAUAUGCAUAUAUCGUAGUCAUGUGUUACUGGCAUUUAUGUGUUCACUAUAAAUCACUGCUGAACAGAGGGAAGCAAAGAAUUAUUUUC
Molecule: messenger RNA, 1965 nt
Organism: Electrophorus electricus (electric eel)
Lineage: Eukaryota; Metazoa; Chordata; Actinopteri; Gymnotiformes; Gymnotidae
Product: QRFP-like peptide receptor
Biological process (GO): G protein-coupled receptor signaling pathway
Cellular component (GO): plasma membrane
Molecular function (GO): G protein-coupled receptor activity
Source: RefSeq, a predicted model, not a curated record